Scophthalmus maximus (turbot) is the source of this 2171-nucleotide messenger RNA. It is a transcript of the gene tmem203, whose product is annotated as transmembrane protein 203. The coding region runs from base 358 to 774 and encodes 138 amino acids. The record is from RefSeq and is a predicted model, not a curated record. Gene Ontology annotation, cellular component: endoplasmic reticulum. The transcript is spliced from 2 exons. Gene Ontology annotation, biological process: intracellular calcium ion homeostasis. NCBI's taxonomy places the organism in Eukaryota, Metazoa, Chordata, Actinopteri, Pleuronectiformes, Scophthalmidae.
UCCAGAUCUUUUUGAGUUAUCGCGAUAGUUCGUCAGCGCGAGAAGAAGAAAAAGAGAAUGCAGAAGCUACGAUGCUAACGGGCUGUUAGCUUCGCGUAUUGGCCGUUUGGCUUCCAGCUCGAUGGAGGAGUGAACGUCCGACUGUUGUUCAGAGUGGCUCAGACUGGGAUCACCGCCUGCUGCAGUCAGCAAACCCCCCAAACAACCUCCUCAAGCUGGAUGUGAAGAUGUAGCCACGAGAGAAAGAGGCUCAUCUUCAUCUUCACCCUCUGCUGUCCUUAACCUGGAGCACUGUGUCCCCCUCACCAGGGCUGUCCUCCGUCGGUCCGUCCCUGGUUGAAGUCCCUGCGCUCAGCCAUGCUGUUCUCCCUGAGGGAGCUGGUCCAGUGGCUGGGCUUCGCCACCUUCGAACUCUUCCUCCACCUGCUGGCGCUGCUCGUCUUCAGCAUGCUGGUGGCCCUGCGCGCCGACAUGUUCACGCCCACGCUGAGCUGGUGGCUGGUGUUCGUGCCGCUGUUCGCCGCAGACGGCCUCAGCACCUACUUCACGGCCAUCGUGUCCAUCCGCCUCUACCAGGAGAACGAGAAGCGGCUGGCGGUGCUGCGGCUCCUCUGGGUGCUGACGGUGCUCAGCCUGAAGCUGGUGUGCGAGGUGCUGCUCUGCCAGAAGCUGGCGGAGCAGGAGCAGGCCCGGGACCUGUGGUUCGGCCUCAUCGUGUCGCCGCUGUUCAUCUUGCUGCAGCUGCUAAUGAUCCGAGCCUGCCGGGUCAACUGAAGUGGUUGUGCUUUCACGUCGCCGGUCAGAGAGCAGUCGUCCUCUUCUGCCUUUUGAGAUUUAAAGCAUAGCAAUUUUUUGAUUUUUUUUUUCCUCCCCUUGAGUUCAUUGGCACCUUAAAACAAAAAACAGCAACACUUUUCUUGUUGUUGUUUUUUUUUUCACAUUCAUGUUCCAGGUCGCACCAGAAUCCAGUUUUCUGUCAUUUGUGUUCAAUUAACCAAGGAGCAGACAAUCUGUUUUAAUGUGUGUUGCUUAACACCUCGUCUGUAUGCAUGUGUGCACAUCUUGUAUGGAACCUUUAGUUCCAACGAAAGGAAAUCUUAAUGCUACAGCACACUGUGAUAUUUUCUGUGUGCUUCCUGCUUUGUGACAAAAGUUUCUUUUUAUUUCACAAUGCUCCCAUGCACCAAAAACUGAUCCAUUAAGACAUGUUUUCUCCAGAAAAAAACUGAAAGUAUUCACUUUUAAGAAGCUGAGAUCAGAGAAUUUUGACUUUUUCCCCAUAAAAACUACUUUAACGAUUAAUCGAUUAUCAAAAUAAUUGGUAGCCGAUUUAGUAAUUUAGUAGCCGAUUAUUAAUCGGGCAGGGCUUUUUCACCUAGCGUCACUUAGUGACCAUGCUAACGCGGCACAGUGACCACAUACUUUUGGCCAUGUAGUGUAAAACACAAUGAUAUCGACUGAAUCUCUAAUUAAUUCUGAAUGAAAAUAAACUAAAACUACAUGACAUUUAUCUAAAUUGUUUGUCAGCCCCCCGUAUUAUGACUCGGUUGUUGUGGUAGUGCCUCUAUGACCAUGACCAUGGUGCAGUCAAAGGUAGAUAGUGAGCCGUGAGGGAAAUUUAUACCAGAUGCCAGAUAUUAUGUAUCAAUGCAUUAAUGUGCACACAGCACAACUCAAACUGGUGAAACCUCAAGGCAGUAAUAACAUUUUUUGGCAAUAUCUAAUGGGUAAAGGAGCUGCUGCAACAUUAAUAUUUUUGUUAAUUUUUCCCCCAGAGGAAGAAAUUGACUGAGUUAUUAUCCAAUUUAUUUUUUGGACUGUCUCUGGGAGUUAUUCUCUUGCGUUGCGCCUAGUUUGUCAUCUCCAACACGGCAAAGACCCUGAUGUCGUAGAGCUGAAUGUGAUAUAUCAGUCAGCUGUGCGCGCGCACACACAUCUUCGCCGUUUAUUUGUACGAUACGUAAUGUUUUUUUCGAGCUCACCUUGUGUAUGUACUACCUAUGUUUUGUAUUAUAUAUAUAUUGUUUAUUUGUGCCUCAUUUGAAGGGGAAAUUCCGGUUCAUGAAAUUCUGUGAUGUAUAUGUUGAUUUUUUUGUUUAUUUAUGUUCCUGAUGUGGCACCGUUAAUGUCAUCUGUACAUACAUGUAAAUAAAUCAUCAACAUUUUAUCAA